Rosa chinensis is the source of this 1235-nucleotide messenger RNA. RefSeq lists its product as uncharacterized. The record is from RefSeq and is a predicted model, not a curated record. The transcript is spliced from 7 exons. Lineage: Eukaryota; Viridiplantae; Streptophyta; Magnoliopsida; Rosales; Rosaceae. Bases 168 to 887 code for a protein of 239 amino acids.
AGGAAGCGGUGGAACGUGGAAGACCGGGGAAACAAAUAAAAUCAAAGCCUGGGUUCUGUGUUGGUUUGAAACCCUAACCAUGCGUGCUGGGUUUCUCGUGCAUUCACUAUCUGCAAAGAGGAAGAAUCGCUGAAUUCGAUACUUAAACUUUCAUAUUUCGCCGGAAAAUGAGCGGCGACGAUGAUAACCGGAAACGGAGCAGCCAAUGGCCGCGGUCGCCGGGCAGGCCCUAUCAGAACAAAGAGGAAGACAUGAAGCUCUGGGGGAUUUUCGUCUUUGGCUUCAUUGGCGCCACCGCAACUACUUUGGCGGUUUUUCAGCUUCGUAGGACUGUUGAUUGGGUCUAUACUCAGUUGUUCAGAUCACAGUCAUCAUGGAGAGGAGGGAGUGGUGGUACAAGUCGGACAUCUUUUCAGGAGGAAGCAUGGAAAAGAUAUAAUCGGCGCAUGCAGGAGGAGUAUGAAGAAGAAUUGGAGAGAGUGGAACGUAUAAGGCGUAUGCAGAAUGUGUUCAAUAGAGAGAGGAACAAAUACAAAAGGAGCUAUGAGACCUGGAGGGAAAAUGGUCAGGGUCAGUAUCAUCAACAUUUCCAAAGAGAGGAUUGGUAUUGGAAGACUGAGACAUCCUUCAAAGACCGGAGGAGUAACUACAGGGAAACUCCUAGAGAACAUGGCAACUAUUUGUUAUCGCAGCACUACUCAAUUUUAGGCCUUGACAGGUUUAGAAAAGCACCAUACACAGAUGCUGAGAUUAAGACAGCAUUUAGGACCAAGGCAAAGGAAUUUCACCCAGAUCAAAACCAAGAUAAUAAAGAGGCCGCUGAAGCAAAGUUCAAAGAAGUAAUGGUGUCCUAUGAGGCCAUAAAGAAGGAGAGGGGAAACCUAUGAAUCUAUGAAUUUGUUGGGUACAGAUUUAUGAAUCGUUAAGUCUACUGGAAGCACGAAGGGUUAUGAAGCGGCAACAGGGCACCGCAUUUCUUUACCUUAUUAGUCAACGGCAAACAACCCAACUUUGGGGUAGAAUAAUUUUCACAUUUCCAGGAAGAGCCCGAAAGUGAGUCUGUAAUAUUGUAUUACACAGGAAUAAUUGCUAAUUUUUGAUACCUGCAUAAAGUAGAGCUUUGUAUUUGGCGAACAUGCUUUUAUACAUGCAGAGGCUUUGUAAUAUAUUCUUCAAAUACGUUUCACAGAAUGUAUAACGUAUAUAAUUCUCAAUUCUGUUGCUAGUUGUGACCA